Molecule: messenger RNA, 1607 nt
Organism: Daucus carota subsp. sativus
Lineage: Eukaryota; Viridiplantae; Streptophyta; Magnoliopsida; Apiales; Apiaceae
Product: UDP-glycosyltransferase 87A1
Exons: 2
Coding region: 138-1508 (456 amino acids)
Molecular function (GO): UDP-glucosyltransferase activity
Source: RefSeq, a predicted model, not a curated record
UAUGCAGAUACUCAGCAACUACUUGUUCAUUAUUAAUUUAUACUGCACAACAAGUGGAACUCGAUAAACAAGCUCACAGAGUCACUGUAAGUAAAUAAAAUCAAACAAUCUCCUCAUUUCCACACUCAUCGGGACCAAUGCCAGACUUGAAACCAGUUACCACGGCUCACCUGGUGGCUGUACCAUUUCCGGGCAGAGGCCACAUUAAUCCUCUGAUCAACUUCUGCAAAGUACUAGCUAUCAAGCGACCUGAUAUAAUAAUAACCUUGGUUGUUACUGAGGAGUGGCAUGGGCUGUUAAUCUCUGAAGAGGUGCCACAUAACUUAACUUUUGGAACGAUUCCUAAUGUCCUGCCGUCUGAGCUGGUCCGUGCUGCUGAUUUUUCAGGUUUCUUCGAAGCAACAUUAACGAAGAUGGAAGAGCAUGUAGCACGACUAAUUGACCACUUGGCUUUGCGGCCUAUGCUGAUUAUUUACGAUUUCUUUCUAAUGUGGAUCCCAGAAGUAGGGAACCGAAUGAAUAUUCCUGUAGCUUCAUUUUGGCCAAUGUCUGCUACUGUGUUUUCGAUGUACCAGUAUCGUCAUCUCCUUGUGCAAAAUGGCCACUUUCCGGUAACUAACUUGUCAGAGCAAGGAAAUAUUGAGAUAGAUUACAUCCCUGGUGUUCCUCCAACACGCGUACUAGAUCUUCCAUCACUAUACUAUGGUAGAGGUCAAGAUAUCCUUCAUAGACUUUUUGAAGCCCUUUCACAGGCAAAAAAGGCACAGUAUUUUCUUUUCACUUCAGUUUAUGAGCUCGAACACCAAGUUAUUGAUGCUCUGAAAGUCGAGUUUUCCAUGCCUGUCUACACCAUUGGUCCUGCCAUCCCUUACUUCAAAAUCAAACAAAGCUGUUCUGCUGAUAAUUAUCAAGACAUCCCUUAUUAUAUCAGAUGGUUAGACAGUCGGCCUAAUGAUUCUGUCUUGUACAUUUCUCAAGGGAGCUUUCUUUCGGUUUCUGGUGAUCAAAUGGAAGAAAUUGUUGCAGGGGUUCUUGAUAGUGGAGUGAGCUAUUUGUGGGCAACAAGAAUGGAAGCUUCUGUGAUUGAUAGCGCGAAAGGGCUGGUUGUGUCUUGGUGUGAUCAAUUAAGGGUCCUGUGUCAUCCUUCUGUUGGCGGUUUCUGGUCACAUUGUGGGUGGAAUUCUACCAAAGAAGGCGUGUUUUCUGGUGUUCCAAUGCUCACGUUGCCUAUACUGUCGGAUCAGUUUACAAAUAGUAAGACCAUUGUGGAGGAUUGGAAGACUGGAUGGAGAGUCAAGAGGCGAACAGCGGUUGAAGUAUUGGUGACAAGGGCUGAAAUCUCAAGACUUGUCAAGGGGUUUAUGGACUUGGAAAGUGAUGAGGGGAAAGAGAUGAGGCAAAGAGCGAAAAAACUUGAGCAGAUUUGUCGCCAAGCUACAGCAAAAGGUGGAUCAUCUGAGAAUGCCAUUGAUGCUUUGAUCAGCAACAUCUUGCCUGCACACAAUUAGUCACCAGCCUUCUCAGUUUAAUGUUUUUUCUAAACCUCAAGAUUGAUAAUAAUUAAUUAAGUUCCUGGUCAAUUUUGAUGGUGAUCUGGUUUUUAGAAA